GCGUUCUUCAUUUCUUCUGUGUAGAUAUCCGUUGCACUCAAACCGACACGCGAUCCCUCCAUUGUGGGGUAUGACACGCCAUCGCGAACUUUCAACGCGAGGUUCGAAGCUUCAUCACUCAACGAACCACCGCACCCUAAACGCACGACCAUCACUCACAGUUGCGGCGCAUUAUGCAGCCCUCACCGCUCGCCAACCCGCUGGCUGCUGUAGCCCAGCUUGAGACCUCCGGAUCGCGGCUCGACGGAAUACCUCAAGAUCUCGAAGACUCAGUUCGCUAUGCUGGCGCACGACUUACACAAGCUGCUGGUGUACUGCUCAGGCUGCCACAGGAGGUUAUCGCGCAAGCCAUCAUUGUGUUCAUGAGGUUUUGGGUUGGUGCAGAAGGCGGGAGUCUGGCUGAGUUUGGUGCUGGGCAAGUGUCAGCUUCCUCACUAUGCCUUGUCACGAAGCUCUCUGCAUACCCCAAGUCGGCGCGUAGUCUCGUCAACGUCUAUGCCUACCUUGAUGCGUUCCCUCUCCCUCCAAUGCACACCGAACCAAAAGAGGGCAAGGCCGAGAUGUACUAUGUCUCUGAAGGCACAUACGAGCGUCGACGAGCCUCACUUUUCGAGACCGAGCAGCGCAUCUUGAAGACACUCGGCUUUCAGGUGCAAGCAAAUCUACCGUAUACCCUCUGCAUCACCUACAUGCAGGCGCUGGACGUCUUCACGCACCCACGCGUUUCAGAGCUCGCCAAACGCGCUAUUGCGCACCUCAACACUGCUUUGUUGAGCCCUCAGCUUCUGUACCUUACACACCAACCCCCAAGCCUGGCGAUCGCAGCGAUAUAUCUGGCAGCGAGGGAAGCAGGCAUCAAGCUGCCAGAAGCUGAGUGGUGGGAAGUCUUUGAUACAGACAGAGAAGAGCUCGGCUUUCUCUGUGUAGGAUUCUUGAGUACGGAAGGAUUUGCAGAGCAAGAGAAGGAAAGAUGGGCUGGGCGAAGGGUACCUCUGACGGUUGAAGAAGUGAACGCUGAGAUCAAGAGGCGGAAUGAGGAGAGCGAUGCGUAAGAGAUGACGGAUAUAAUGGCUCUAUCGACCGCUCACCACAGAGACCCACGUGCGCCUUCAUCACAAGCUAGCGACUGGUGUGCGCAGGUUUAAGAUUGACCCCGUUCCAGGGCUGGAUCGUCACAAUGUGUGGUGUCCGGCGACACUGUUGCGAGGUUGUUUCCAGGGCCU
Messenger RNA from Macroventuria anomochaeta, 1223 nucleotides. RefSeq lists its product as uncharacterized. NCBI's taxonomy places the organism in Eukaryota, Fungi, Ascomycota, Dothideomycetes, Pleosporales, Didymellaceae. Gene Ontology annotation, biological process: regulation of transcription by RNA polymerase II. The record is from RefSeq and is a predicted model, not a curated record. The coding region runs from base 174 to 1052 and encodes 292 amino acids. Gene Ontology annotation, cellular component: nucleus. Gene Ontology annotation, molecular function: cyclin-dependent protein serine/threonine kinase regulator activity. The transcript has 3 exons.